Meloidogyne enterolobii is the source of this 327-nucleotide messenger RNA. Lineage: Eukaryota; Metazoa; Nematoda; Chromadorea; Rhabditida; Meloidogynidae. The record is from the annotation of a GenBank genome assembly.
AUGGGAUUACCUUUUCAAUUUUUCUCAUUUCAGCUAGCAGUGAAAGCUCUUCAACAUCAUCGUCUAGCAGUUCGAGUAGUUCAUCUGGCCGCUCUUCGCGAAGUCGCAGCUCUCGACGCACCUCCGGUUCUUCUCGGCGCUCUUCGGAUCGUUCUAGCCGCUCAAGUCGCCGCUCUAGCCGCCGCUCAUCUCGUUCUGAUACAAGCCUUCGCCGUUCGUCUGGCCGUUCCAGUUCAAGCCGUUCAUCACGGCGCAGAUAAAGGAAAGAUGAGAGGAAAUUCUAGGAUGAAGAACAGUAAGUAUAUAAAAUAUAUAAAGAGAAUAUAA